Molecule: messenger RNA, 981 nt
Organism: Leishmania braziliensis MHOM/BR/75/M2904
Lineage: Eukaryota; Euglenozoa; Kinetoplastea; Trypanosomatida; Trypanosomatidae
Product: putative tricarboxylate carrier
Exons: 1
Coding region: 1-981 (326 amino acids)
Biological process (GO): monoatomic ion transport; mitochondrial transmembrane transport
Cellular component (GO): mitochondrial inner membrane
Molecular function (GO): monoatomic ion transmembrane transporter activity
Source: RefSeq, a predicted model, not a curated record
AUGGCGACCACCGCCUUCUCGAUGGAGGGAUCGAAGCACGAUAUGAACACCUUCUGGAGUCGCGCCCGGUACUGGACGGAGGCGAUCAACCCUCUGAUGCUGCUCGAGAAUGAGCGGACACUUCAGAGGCAUCAGCUGCUGCUCGACCGGUGGAGAGAUGGGCAGGCCAGCACCGUCCCGGAUGCGGACCUCUGGCGCGCGCGCGCAGCUCUUGAGAGUUGCAUUCACCCCACCACGCAGGAAGUCAUCUUCCCCGCCUUCCGCAUGUCUAUGUUCCUCCCGAUGAACUACGUUGUUGUCCCGCUCAUGAUGCUACCAUCGACCGUCAUGAGCGUGGGCCGCACGAUGGCGAUCCAGUGGCUCAACCAGAGCUACAACAGCGCCGUCAACUACGCCAACCGCUCGUCUGACAAGCAGCCGGCGUCAGAAAUAUUGAAGGCGUACGUGGCAGCGGUCGCUGUGGCGUGCGGCGGCAGCCUGAUGGCGACCAUGUGGCUGAAGCGCAUCCCCACUAAGACGACGAAGGCGACGCUUAUCCGUGCGACGGUGCCGUUCCUCGCCGUCAGCGGCGCCGCGACGGUGAACGUGGCGAGCAUGCGCAAGAACGAGUGGCUCAGCAGCGGACAGGGCAUCAGCGUCGUCGACGAGGAUGGCGUCACGCGCGGCAAGAGCACCGCGGCCGGAUGGGACAGCCUGAAAAAAUGCAGCGCCACGCGCAUCGCUUGGAACCUCCCGUGCAUGCUGCUGCCGACUCUGAGCGUGAUGCCACUCAUGCGCGUCAGCUCCUUCGUCAGGCACCACACCGUGCUCACGGAAAGCCUGCUGCAGAUGCUCGGCCUCACGCUCGGCGUGCCGCUGGCGCUGGCUGCGUACAACCUUCACCAGACAAUCCCAGCGUUGAAACUUGAGCCGCAGUUCCACGGCCUCCAGCGGCUCGACGGCUCGCCUGUGAAGACGCUCAAGUACUACAAGGGGCUGUAG